This is a messenger RNA of Arachis ipaensis, 645 nucleotides long. Its product is annotated as pentatricopeptide repeat-containing protein At3g56030, mitochondrial-like. Gene Ontology annotation, molecular function: protein binding. The record is from RefSeq and is a predicted model, not a curated record. Lineage: Eukaryota; Viridiplantae; Streptophyta; Magnoliopsida; Fabales; Fabaceae.
AUGGGCCACCCAGGAGCCACCUGCAUGUGCGACGCGUGGCGAGGAGUCACCAAUCGGUGCCACCGAUUUGCGCAGCUUCCCCUCCCACAAAUCGGUCCCACCAAUUUCCUUACCCCCGUCGACCUCUCCGGCGACUUCCAUGCUCUCCGCGACGCCCUCAACAAGCGCAUUCAAGAUAACUGCUUCAACACGAAGUCCACCUUCGACUUUGUCAUCGACGAAACCUUCUCGUCUUCCCUCCUCAACCACCUCCUUCAAACCCUAUCCACCCUCAACCGCGGUGUCACUCGCAAGAACGCGUUCGAUUCCCUCAUCACGUGCCUCUGCAAGCUCCAACGCGUCGAUGACGCGUUCCACGUCAUCGAAUAUAUGGCACGUGCCGACGUCGGAGGCUGCCGCCCCAGUGCGACCACCUUCUACCCCAUCCUGAACAUCCUAACGCGCCAGAAAGUCAUAGACCACGCGCGGCACGUGGUGAAUUUCAUGUCCACGCUUGGCGUGAAUCUGGAUCUGACGGGACACAACUACUUCCUCGUUGCACACUGCUACGCUGAAGACGUGGCUGCCACUGCCGGAGUUUUGAAGAAGAUGGGAUUGAUGUUGCUCUCUGCGUUUUGGGAUAUUAGAUGCCGUUUUGAUGAUUAA